CUACUACUACUACUACUACUACUAGUGUUUACGUACCUGCCGCCAUUCGGCUGUUAAACUUUGUCAGUUGCCAAAAUGAAGGACAUCAGACCAUCAACGAACCAAUCCCGUCGGCACCUCUCCACGGGAUGUUGUGGUCCAACACCGUUGCCAACCCCCCACAGGGAUGAGGAGCCGACAAAAUUUGCCGUCGGCAUCCCUAACUAUCCAGACUUGCCUGAGUUCGUGUAUAUAGACCCUCGACGUCCUCGCUAUGUUCGCUCUUUCAUUCAUCCAGUCCACCUUCCUCGCAACUCCCCUCUGAACUGUCUUCUUGACAUCUAUCUACCUACACAUCCUACACAAUGUCUUCCACUCGCCAGUUCGACCCCAACUUCACUCCCUAUGUGAUCAACUCCAUGGGACCCAAGACCCCCGAGCGCACUCGUGUGCUCCUGGGCGCCCUCAUUAAGCACAUCCACGAUUUCGCCCGUGAGGUCGAGCUCACCCCCGCCGAAUGGAUGCUGGGUGUCGAGUUCAUCAACUCCAUCGGCAAGAUCAGCACUCCCAUCCGGAACGAGUGCCACCGUAUCUGCGAUGUGAUCGGCCUGGAAUCCCUUGUCGAUGAGAUCGCCAACAAGAUCGUCACCGAAGACGGUGUCUCCCCCACCUCCAACGUCAUCCUCGGCCCCUUCUGGUCUCCCAAUGCUCCCUUCCGCGAGCUCGGCGACAGCAUCAUCCAGGAUCCCAACCCUAACGGCAAGGUCACCUUCAUGCACGGUGUCCUCAAGGACAUGGAGACCGGCAAGCCCAUCGAGGGUGCCGUCCUCGACAUCUGGCAAGCCUCCGCCAACGGCCAGUACGACUUCCAGGACCCCAACCAGACCGAGAACAACCUGCGCGGCAAGUUCCGCUCCAACGAGAAGGGCGAGUUCUGGUGGUACUGCUACCACCCCACCCCUUACUCUCUCCCCACCGACGGCCCCGCUGGUGUGCUCCUCAACCUUAUGGACCGCUCCCCCAUGCGUCCCGCUCACAUCCAUCUCAUGAUCACCCACCCCGACUACGCCACCGUCAUCAACCAGAUCUACCCCAGCGAUGACCCUCAUCUUGACAUCGACUCCGUCUUCGCCGUCAAGGAUGACCUUGUCGUGGACUUCAAGCCCAAGACCGACGACCCCAAGGCCGACCUCGACCUUGAGUACAAUGUCACACUGGCCCUCAAGAAGCACCACCCCAACCCCAACUCCGCGCCCCCUGUGUCCUCCUUCGAGCGCUUCAACAAGAGCCAGGGCAAGCUGUAAACAGCUCCACCGGAUCGUCUUUUAAUGAUUUUGAUGUAUAGUACAGCAUUUUCUUUUAUAUUUGGAACUUCAGCGAGUUUUCAGUGUUCUACAGAUGGGCAAGUGAUGCAUGACUUAUAUUCGGAUGUUGCUUAACGGGUGACGCCGGCGUCGCUAGGGGUUAUGUCGGUAGUGGAGGAUGAGGACGUUUAGAAGAAAAAUUUCCCCCAUGAGCUUUGCUCGGGCCUUUACGGUGAUCAUUGUAUAUAAGGGGAUUCUUAUAUAUAUCCUUGUUCAAUUGCAUUGCAUCUUCAAAA
Messenger RNA from Aspergillus pseudotamarii, 1579 nucleotides. Its product is annotated as putative catechol dioxygenase. NCBI's taxonomy places the organism in Eukaryota, Fungi, Ascomycota, Eurotiomycetes, Eurotiales, Aspergillaceae. Gene Ontology annotation, molecular function: ferric iron binding; catechol 1,2-dioxygenase activity. The coding region runs from base 345 to 1283 and encodes 312 amino acids. The record is from RefSeq and is a predicted model, not a curated record. The transcript is spliced from 2 exons. Gene Ontology annotation, biological process: catechol-containing compound metabolic process.